GAAAAAAAGUGCAACUGGACGAAACAGAACUGAAAAAUAGAGAUGCUUUUCAGUCUAAUCUUUCAGCUUAUAAUCAGAGCGCAAAAAUAUCACAAGCAUUGCUGCCAAAACUAUAUCCAAACGAGUAUUUGUCGGGAGGGCAGAAGAAACCCAGACAGAAAUAAGUUUACAACCCUUUUCUUGCCCUCCUUUCCCAAGAUUGCUCUGAGAUAUACCCCAUCCUCUGAAGUCUUGAGAUAUGAACAAUGACCAUAGUUAACAAGCCAAAAUCUUCAAAAUCUAAAAAGUCAUCAUCCAGACGGUCUGGCAAAUCAAAGAAACCCCGUACUAAAAAAAUGAAGUCACGCACCGCAAAUUGGGGUCGGGUACCACCUGCAGAAGAUCCAAACCAAGUCUCCGUGGACCAAGGACCGGGAGGUGCUAUUUAUUGUAGAUCAUCUGAAAAAUCUAAGCCUUUUGCCCAAAGAGAUCUAAUCGUUAAUGACGGAAUUGCUCCGCCGCAAAGGAUUCUUUUUCCACCUGAGAAGAUUUGUAUGGAUUGGCAGCAAACACAAAGUGUUGGAGUUGGACUCUACAACCUUGGCAAUACGUGUUUCCUCAAUUCCGCUCUACAAUGUUUGACUUACACACCCCCUCUCGCCAAUUACAUGCUUUCUCUUGAACACACCCAAUCAUGUCGUGAGCAAGGCUUCUGCAUGAUGUGCACAAUGGAAACUCACAUUAAUCAGGUCCUGUGUUGCUCUGAUGAUGCCAUCAAACCUACACCUGUCAUCAAUGACCUUAGACGAAUAGGAAAACAUUUCCGUUUUGGCAGUCAGGAAGAUGCACAUGAAUUCUUACGCUACACCGUUGAUGCUAUGCAGAAAGCUUGUUUAAAUGGAAGCACCAAAUUAGACAGAUCUUCUCAAGCUACCACAGUCAUUCAUCAAAUAUUUGGAGGAUUUCUAAGAUCCAGAGUAAAGUGCUUGAACUGCAAAGCAGUUUCGGAUACCUACGAGGCAUUCCUUGAUAUCACUUUGGAUAUAAAGGCAGCUUCAUCUGUCACCAGAGCUCUAGAACAAUUUGUGAAACCUGAACAGCUGGAUGGUGAAAAUUGCUAUAAAUGUAGCAAGUGUAAAAAGAUGGUUCCUGCAUCGAAGAGGUUUACGAUACAUCGUUCUUCCAAUGUUCUCACAAUAUCCCUGAAAAGAUUUGCAAAUUUCACUGGUGGAAAGAUCAACAAGGAUGUAAAAUAUCCUGAAUAUUUGGAUCUUCGAGCGUAUAUGUCUCAGUCAAUUGGAGAACCACUGCUCUAUGCCUUAUAUGCAGUCCUGGUACACAGUGGUGUUAACUGUCAUGCAGGACACUAUUUCUGCUACAUAAAGGCUGGUAACGGACUUUGGUACCAGAUGAAUGAUGCCUCUGUAGUCCUUUGUGACAUCAAAACAGUUCUCAGUCAGCAAGCUUAUUUACUUUUUUAUAUCAGGCGUUAUGAUUUGACACUUGGAGAACGUGCUUUUUACUUACCAGCACCGUCUUACCCCCGUUCAUUCCUUGGUCAGCGGGGGGCUAAUAAUAAGCAGACUGGAUUUAUGGGACCACGACUUCCUCCUCACAUGAUUAAGAAUUCAAGUCGUUUAAAUGGAAAUGGAUCGCUAAAAGAGGAUCCAAAUACCAUUGGUGUCACCCUGAAAAGGCCAUCUUCAGCUCCACCAACAGCUUGUGUUCAAAACUGGGCAAUAACCAGGCCUUCAAUUACUGAUCCCUCAAAAAAACAGAAGAUCACUAUCAGUAUUCAUAACAAAUUGCCUGCACGUCAGACUGUGUCUCAGCCUGACUCUCUUAGCAGUGCUGUGGAGGAUGAGGAUCUAAGCAAGCCUGUUCCUUCAUCCACAAUUACGAAUUCUUCUGCAGCAGAGUCUACCUCAAAUGCAUCUACAAUGUCAGUUGCUACUAACGUUUCCAAACAAGAAGUUCCUGAGGAAAUUUUUGUCGAGCCAGCAGUGAAUGGAAAUCCUAAACUCAGCUCUGAUAACACAGUCCCUUACGGUGCAGAAUCUUCAGGAAAAUCUGAGGAGGAGUCGAAGGGCUUAUUUAAAAGGAAUUGCAACGUAAUAUCUUCUAAUGGAAUUUUGAUUGGAAAGGUAGUCCGUACAUUGCAGAAUUCCCAUUCUUCCUGUCAGAAUGCUGAAGAAGAAAGAUCCCAGCAUGAGCUGCCAAAAAAUGAUACAUUAAAUGGUGCUAUUAGUUUAGAUAAUGAAUCUAAAGAAAAUGGACUGAAACUUGAUGAUUCCACUUGCCAAGUACAACCUGUUAAACCUUCAGAGAUUUUCUUUUCUAAAACAAAUGGAUUGCUAGAAACAAUGCCUAUAGGUUUGCCUCCAGUCCCUCAAGAAAUAAUCUUAGAAUCCCUCACAUACAGCCAGUUGAACAGCUUAUCAGAAGAAAUAAGUGUCCCUGGACCUCCAAAAUCUUCUGAGAGUGAUGCUCUUAUGGAAACUGUCGUGAUGGAAGCACUGUUUGUCUAUGAAGAAUCCAGGAAGGUUCCUUCUGACUUUAGCUGUGAGGUCGAGAAUCUUUUUGUUCAAUCAGAUUCUGAAACCGUUUCUACCAAAGAAGAAGUUGCUGAAAGUAUUGUAGCAAAAGCUGAUAAUGCACAUCCCAAUAUCAAUGGCCAGCACAAGGUCAGGAAAAGAUCCUUGGAUGCUGAAGAUGAAUUCCUUGGGCAGUGUGUGUCUGAAGACAGUGCAGACAAAGACAAACCAAGAAGAUCAAAAGAGUCCGAACUCAUUUCAAAAGAAAAUCCUUUGUACAUCAAAGGGUCUCCUGAGACUGAAGAGAAAUUAGGGCAAACUUCCUCUAUAAAGUCUGACAUUGAAUGUAGUUCUAAAAAACUUGCAUCUCUAGAUAUUACAGAUAAAUGCCAAGAUACGAAGGACAUUUCUAGCAACUAUAUAGAAGUACCGCCUGUUAAUGACUCUUCAAUUACAAAGCUGGAUAAAGUUUUGGAGAGUCAAUUUUCUAGAGACAGUGAGGGACUGAGUAAUAAAAAAUGUGAAGAAUACAAGCAUAGGAAAAAAUACAAGAAAAAAAUAUAUGACUCUAAAAAAACUGAUAAAGAGCACUACCGAAGGAAGAGAGAGCACUCUGACACUGAAGAGAGGGAGAAGCAAAACAGAAGCAAAACGGAUGGUCAUUCUCACAAGAGGAGGUGCUCUCGCAGUGUGGAAACAAAUAAGCAAAAUCGUCAUAAGCAGGAGUACUGCAAUGGAAGCAAGUACAGAUCUUCCCAUAAUGAAAGAAACAGCCCUGAUAAUGGCAGAAGCUCAGGAAAAUAUCCUCGUUACAGAUCCCGAAGCAGAGGAAGAACAGAACAAGACAGAAAUAGGUAUUAUCAUUCCAAAGGAGAGCGAACUUGGAGCAGAGAAAGAUACUAUCAAGAUGAACCACGGAGAUGGGAAAAAUGUAGAUACUACAACGAUUACUAUUCCUCUCAUGCAACAAGAGAUGGUAGAGAGAGAAAGUUCUCUCAUUGCGAUAAAGACUUUGACAAAUCAAGUCAAGCUUACAACAACAGGUCACAUAAGGAUUAUCAUUACAAAAGCAGAUGGCUUCACAAUUCGCUCUCGAGAGAGGAAGAGGUGCAUCACUUUAGCAGUCACAGAGCAGACUCGCAUCAUUGUUCGGUGCCUCAGCAGCAAUCUGAAAAAUAUUCUCGUGAAAGACACGCACUUCCACCUGUGUCAGUUCACUCAAAUUUUGAGGACUCCUCUCAGAAAGAUGAAAAAGAAAGAAACAGAAAAAGAAAAUAUUCCCGUGCAGAGGGGAGCGAAAGCGAAAUAGAAAAGAAACGCAGAAAGAUAGAAAAGGAGCUUUCAGGUGAUCAAAAACUGAAAAAAUACAAGAAGGUCAAGAAGAAAAAGAAGUCCAAAGAUAAACAUCGAGAGAAGGAUUACAAACUUUAUGAUUUGGAUUUCUCUGUGCUCCACUUUGACAAUGACAAUCGCAAACGUAAGAAAAAGAAGAAAAAGAAGAAACACAUCAGGAAACUGAAAGGCUUCUUGGAAUACUUAGACCCUCGUUUCCAGAAAAAAACACGGGAGAAGAAGGAAGAAUCCCGUCCUCCAGAUGGCUAUUUAUGUGAGCAAUACAGAAACCAGGGCAGUAAACAACUCUACAAGGAAGGGAAGCCUUCCAGUGCUGGUGAAAGCAAGAAAUAUAAUUCCAUCGCAUCCAGCGAGUAUAUUAAAGAUAACUGAAGUAAUCCCUGAAGAAGACAGCUCACUAUCCAAAGGCAAGUUUUAUUCUUAGAUUUGCUGUGUUUUAUGCCUACCCAGAAUUUAACAACUGGUUUAACUGUCAGUGACAGUCCAGCGUUGAAAAAUCUCAUUCAAGCAUAGAGAACACAGGACCUUCAUCUUCUUGCAUUACAGCUGAAUUCAUUUCAACAUUUGAGAAGUUUAAUCUUGGAAUAAAUUUUCGUUUUCAAAAAUUCCUUGUGAUUUCCACUUUGAGGUAAAUUGCCACAGUCAGAUGAUAAAUUCUUGCACGGAAAAGUCUGCUCAGGACAGAGAGGAAGUGCAGUUGUUGAAAAAAACAACAUGAUUGUAUUUUAGGGCAUUUGUGAAAUGAAGUUUGUCAAAUACUAGUCUUGCAAGUACAGGCAUUUUUAAUGAUAAGGCUGUAAAAAAAAAUCCUGAUUGUUCUAAAUUUUAAGUGUCUCUAUUCUAGAUGAUAAAUCAGGAACAGGACCGAAGAAAUUGCAUCUGGUCGAAUACUCUUUUGGCUUUACUAAAUUCUCUGACCAGCAGAUGGCAAACUUGUUUUUUUUCUAAAACAGUCAAAAGCGUAGGAAGAAAGCAAGUGUUUUGCAUCCAGUAACACAAGUCAGGUGCAUUGAGAUUACCGGGCUGUGUAGGUGAACGAGAUGUUCAUUGAUAAAUACAACAAUAAUACCCCACUUGCAACACAAGUAGGAUAGAACUGGGGGCUAUGCAAAGCGAUUGUGGUAAGUAUAAGAAUUUUAGUUUUUCAUCAGAUGUUAGAUUUAUUCCUCUUGUGGAAGGUGGGUCUUAAAAAAAAGGUCUCUCUUAAAUAGGAUUUUAUGAAUGAUGGGAUCUAAUCUCAAAAAAAGCUGCUUAGGCCGUGUGUUCCUACAGGGUAUUGAACCUCUCAGCUAAGCUAGGGCCAGACUAGGAACAACUGAGAAGGAAUUGUAAGGCUGUGCCUUUUUGCCUGGACUCACGUUACUUUGAAGAAAUCAAGAAGGAUGAAAUUACCUAGUGAUAACUUGUGAUUGAAGGAUAGAUAGAUGAGAGAAGGAGCAGCUUUAAAGCAGUUAGUUUGUUUAUUAGUUCCUGCGUUCCUGCAUGUUUUUUCCUAGCAGUUUACCAAAGGCUCCUGAUGUUUGUGGGUAAGAUUUGGUCAGCUUGACCACCAGAUCAUUAGUAAAACAAGAAUGGUGAACACGUUAAACCUCUAGGCACAGCUCCAACCAUAUUCAACUUACCUAAGGUCUACCAUCUGCUAUUAAAGCAGGUAGCUUUGUCCGAAUCUUCCGUACACUGCACCAAUCUUACUGAAUUGCAGUCAGCUUUAAUGCAAGGGUUUUGGAAUUCCUCCUCUCGAGUCAGUUCAGUCCUGUAGUCACAGAGCAGAUCAAGCUGUAGGCAGGGUCAAGUCUUCACUGUUUAGAAAUCAAACCACUGAGCCAGACAGUUUUAUGUUGAGUACCACAACAUGGAAUGACAUUGCUUCCUUUUGUUUUUCAGAUGCGGAGCUUACUGAUGGAAGCCUUCAAUACUCAAACUAAACCUACCAUCAAAACCAACAACCUACUUACCAUCAAAACCAACAACCUACUUACCAUCAAAACCAACAAACAAACAUCAUCACAACAAUACUAACCAUCAAAACGUAAAAUUAUCAGAACAAUAAAAUUACCAUCAAAGCAAAACCCAAUCAUAAGUGGUGCUUCAGAUUUCUGUACAGAAUUUUACCAUGAAAGAACUUUUUUUUAGUUUUUAACUUGAGACUUUCUUUUUUAAAAUGUACUUGUAAUCCAAAAGGGUGGAAACUUUCUACAACUGCUGAACAUUGUAAAUUACCGUGUAAAUAUCUCACUGAAAAUAAUGCCCUGGAAUAGAACAUCUCAAAUGCUGCUUAAUUACAGACUCAGGUUGAUUGUGUGUUAUUCAUGUAAUGUUACUCCAAGUUAGACAUCUGGUGCAAGAGAGACCAGGAAACCACGGAAUUAUAAAAAUUGCAACUGACAGUCUGUAUAUUUAAUUUAAAGACUUAUUUAAAAAUUUCACAAGCUCUCAAAUAACUAGUGUUUUGCAAGAGCUUCAUCUUUUUUCUGUGAUGUCUGACACUAGAAACUAAUUUACUUCACGUUUUUAGUUAUAUUCAAGAUGAUCUGAAGAAAAUGUUCUGGUUUUCAACAGUGUGAAACAUACUGAUCAGAAUAUACUGUUCUGAAUGUAUCUCAGACUAUUUGUAUACUCUCCCAUAUGUUUUUAUUACAUUUUUUUAUAUAGUGUCACUUGUCUUGACUUAGUCUCAGUUGUCUGUUUUGUCCCUCUAAAGUUUCUAGUUACAGACAAAUUCAUACUGUGAUUUUUAUUUUUAUUAUUAAAUGCUAUCAAACUGUGAUGCACUUAUUAUUCACUGGUCCUGCAUCAGGAGAUGAGUGGGGAACCUGUAUUAAAUACAGUUCAUCUGAAUAAUCUGUCUGGUUUAUACAAGCUGUGUUGUUCAGAGAUGUCUAAAGUUUGAUCUUUGUUUUUUUAAAGAUAAAAAGCACUUGCCCCACUGUAAAUAUAUAGCAUGUAAAAUUUAUAUAGUAUAUAAAUACAGCAAAGUUAAAAUGGAUUUUACUUGAGUUUUACUUGAGUUAUUUAACAUGCAAUAUGUCAUGUGAAUUGACAGCUUUCAGAGUGUGUUUGAUAAUCAAGAAAUCAGAUCUUCCUUUCAGUGGUAGGUGAGAAGAUGCUGUUGGUGUGACCCAGAGAAGAUAAGUAAACUUGGGACUUCAACUGCCUAGACAAGAAUGCAGAAGUCUUUCUCCUUUGAAGUUAAAAGCUUCCAAAAAGGUUGAAAGCUCAGCUGUAGCUUUCCACUGUGUGUGACACUAAGAAAGGAGCAAAGUUAAUGUUUUACUAAAUACUUAAAGUAAUAUUUUGGUACAUGGAGAACACCAUAAAGCCAAACCAUAAGUGUACCCUGCAUAAUGUUCCUAUGGCAACAGUUAUGUGAAGUUACAUAAAGUAACAUG
Struthio camelus australis is the source of this 7255-nucleotide messenger RNA. NCBI's taxonomy places the organism in Eukaryota, Metazoa, Chordata, Aves, Struthioniformes, Struthionidae. The record is from RefSeq and is a predicted model, not a curated record.